Molecule: messenger RNA, 1573 nt
Organism: Xiphias gladius (swordfish)
Lineage: Eukaryota; Metazoa; Chordata; Actinopteri; Istiophoriformes; Xiphiidae
Product: regulatory factor X-associated protein
Exons: 3
Coding region: 1-639 (212 amino acids)
Biological process (GO): regulation of transcription by RNA polymerase II
Cellular component (GO): nucleus
Source: RefSeq, a predicted model, not a curated record
AUGAGCGAGGAUGACAACUCGGCAUCGGCAAACAAAGACUCCACUCUCCUGCUCACGAAAGACGGGCAGCGGUACUACGUGAGUAAGAGCGGGGUGGUCGACAGUAGAAAUGUGAUAACGCCGCACGAACCAGAGAACAACGUCUCCUCCUACGACAUGGAUGAUCCGGACGAGGAGAGCGACGUUUUGGACACCUCGGAUCCCAGAGACAGCGCCGCGAGCCCGGAGGAGCUCAACGACGAGGAGACCUCGGAGGGCGACAACGCUCCGAAGCAGUGCACCUACGAGGGGUGCACGGAGACCACGACGCAGGUUGCCAAGCAGAGGAAACCGUGGAUGUGCAAAAAACACCGAAACAAGAUGUACAAAGACAAGUACAAGAAGAAGAAGAGUGAUCAGGCCAUGUCCAGUGGCAAACUUGAUGAAAACUCAGAGGAGCGCCCUGUGUCUGUGAACAAACAGCGUCUUGGUGCCAUGGGGGACCGGCCAGCCAGACCCUCCCUGAUAGAGCAGGUCCUCAACCAGAAGAGACUGUCACUGCUCAGGAGUCCAGAGGUGAUCAGUUUCCUGCAACAGCAGCAGCAGCUCCUGGCCACACAGAGCCGCAGCCAAUCACAGCAGCAGUUCCAGGGUUGCUGACACCGGCCCUGUCAACUUUUCACCCUACUAUUUUUGAUUUAUCGUGAGCACUGACACUUAAUUAGAUAACAACCAUACACUGUUAACAUGAACUUCCCUGCCCGCCAGACAGACUCAACGCGCGGUGAGACAGGCGGACUGAACUAGGUAAACUGAUCUAGAUCGCCCCAAAGGCAGGCUGACCAUGUGAUCAAACAAUGUCUGGAUCUGUUUGGGGAAUAUAAUUUCCUAAAUACAAGACAUUUCUUCUCACAAUUACUUAUUAAGUUACAUUUUAGUUACACCAUCAAUUCCCACUCUGUGAGUUAUCUUUCCUUUCCUAAUAAUGAAGGAUUAUAAUUGUCCAUCAAAGUUGUUCAGUAGUUAAUAAUCAUGAGCUCCAUUUGAUCCUCCUGUCUUUUCCGUUGCUGAGAAAAAUUCAAGAUUACCUUCUUUGGUUUAGUGUCGUGUGUAUCACUUUUCAGGCUGUUUUCUCUUGAGGAAUGAAUUUUCACUGUGUUUAUUUGUGUUUUCUCCUGAACAUGAGGUUUUGUUAUGUGUGACAAUCAGUUUUAUGUAAUGCAUGUCUGUAGCCUCGUUUCUGUCAAGCGGUGGCUUUCAGGACAAAAUUUUAUAUCCCUGUUUAUCUGAAAACUGUUGCUCAAACAGUAAAUUCUAACUGUAUACAAAGAAGAAACACAAAGGAAGUUUGGUUGGAUGUGUAUUGGUCAUGUUAGCUCUGUUUUUGUGUUGAAAAGUGGCAGGGGGAAGACGUCCACUGUGUGUUUUUUCCUGUGUUUUUAAACUGAAGUGUCUAUCCCCUGCUGCGAAGAUGAGACUAAAAUUGUGAUGGGAACUGAGAAAUUUCUCACUGUUUAUAUUGCAAUGUGAUGCUUUGUUCAUUAACAUGAGAAAAAAAUUCAAAUCUUAAAAAAACAAAACAAAAAAAAAGAUU